UGAGACUGAACAAAUUCCGUACUCCCGCUGUCUCUUACGUCUAUGGCGUUUCACGUCCAUACAUCAACACCAAGGUUCCACUUCGUAUACGCGGCUGCGCUUCUUGUGGUGAUGAGUGCUUUGCUCGUAGCUGCUGAUCAAUACGUCAAGGUCUCUAAUGACUCAACUGGAUUUGUUUUUGACAAUGAGGAUUUCUACUUCAAAGGCAUUAAUUUCUGGGAAUCCGUUUGGCUGGCAAUGCCGGAAGAGUCAGGAGGAAACAGAACCAGGCUGCAUUGCGAGCUCGAUACGUUAGCCAGCAUGGGAUUGAAUGGCAUAAGGAUCCUCGGCUCCAGUUUGGGACCAAACUCUGAGCCGUAUCGGUGGAAACCGGCUCUUUUCCCAGAGCCAUCCAAGCAGGACGAAUCAGUGUUCAAAGGACUCGACUACCUUCUUCAUUCCUUGAAGAAGCGGAAUAUGAAAGCUAUUGUCUCUCUCAGUGACUUUUGGCACGACUCUGGAGGAUUCGGACACUACAUCAAGUCCCUGGAUCAAAAUCAUCUGCUCACUAGCGGCCUGGAAGGGAAAGGCAACGACAGUGGCAAACUGUUCAUCCGUACACAUUCCAGUCCAUACCUGGAUUUUGCAACCGUGCAUCUUUGGAGACGGAUGGGAGAAACAGGAGUGGACAACACCAAGCUCCUCAAACAGAUACAGUCCAGAAGCAGCAACAACAUUCAGAGAUGACUACUUCAACCACAUCUAUGCUGUUGUUCAUGCAACAGCGAGGAAUUCAUUCGCGGGGAUUGCACCAUGGGCUUGGUCAGGCCAAGGUCGUCCCUCAGACACUGGACCACAGCAACUUGGGGAUCCUCCACAUGAAACACCUGGAUGGUACUCAAUAUAUGACCAGGAUGCUGGCACGAUCAACAUUAUCUCCAACUAUUCGAAAGGAUAGUUUCUGUGGCCUGAGAAAAGCCCUUGGGAUCUUUUCAGAGACUAAGUCCCACUUGUACAAGAUGCUUGAGUAGUGCAGCGGAAGUGUUGAGCAGUUGAACCCUUGCACUAGUACCGUAUUCCCCCGGAUAAAACACUCAUGGGUGGCACUAAAUUGUGAUGAAAAUUUUAGUGGGGGUGUAAUUAGUGGCACUUUUUGUAU
Closterium sp. NIES-67 is the source of this 1138-nucleotide messenger RNA. NCBI's taxonomy places the organism in Eukaryota, Viridiplantae, Streptophyta, Zygnematophyceae, Desmidiales, Closteriaceae. The record is from the annotation of a GenBank genome assembly.